This is a messenger RNA of Penicillium maclennaniae, 2073 nucleotides long. RefSeq names its product putative C6 transcription factor. Gene Ontology annotation, biological process: DNA-templated transcription; positive regulation of transcription by RNA polymerase II. Bases 1 to 2073 code for a protein of 690 amino acids. The record is from RefSeq and is a predicted model, not a curated record. Gene Ontology annotation, molecular function: sequence-specific DNA binding; zinc ion binding; DNA-binding transcription factor activity, RNA polymerase II-specific. The transcript has 2 exons. NCBI's taxonomy places the organism in Eukaryota, Fungi, Ascomycota, Eurotiomycetes, Eurotiales, Aspergillaceae.
AUGAGCAGCACGGGUAACAAGGACUUCCGCGAUCAGCUGGGCAAAUUCCGUCUCGAUUCCAUCGGAUCUUCUGCCUCUCCGGUCUGGUCGCAACCUGCCCCAGAGUCCACACCCAUCCCCGACGGCGCCUCAACGCCACCUUCUCGCAGCAAGCGUGUAUCAACGGCCUGCGAUUUUUGUCGCAAGCGCAAGAAGAAAUGUGACUUCCGCUAUCCCAAUUGCACUGCCUGCACCCGCGCCGGAGUUCGCUGCACCAUCCCACCACCCGGCCCCCAAGCCGCCAAUGCUUCGAUACCUCGAGACCAGUUGGAGAAUUUACAGAAAAGAGUGCGAUGGCUGGAGGAGGUAGUGUGCAGGAAAUCAGGUAUCGCCGUGGCGGAGCUUGCCACGGGGACUCCGGUGGAUGGCGAGGGUGAUCCGGAUUGGUGGUAUCAAAUCCCCGCGAUGAUUGCGACCGGUGGGAAUCGCCCGUCCACGAAUUCCAUGCCCAGCCCAGGCAGUGGCGGCUCCUCUGUAACGGCUGGUCCAGCAGGGUCGGAGUCGUCAACGGGAGUAGGCACCGAGCUACCCAAUGUGGGCGAGAUCUUUCGCGAUCAAUUGGAGCAUCGCAGACCGUCUAUGGCGCGUCCGACCUCAGCUCCGCGAGUACUACGUCUGUCAUCGCUCGACGAAGCGGAGCGGGUCGCCGAGCAGUACUUUGAUAGCAUGGGCUACCAGUAUCCGUUUAUCUCACGUCUGGAGUUCAUGAGCCAUCUCCGGCAUAUAUAUUCUGGCGGUGUGCCAUCGCCUGAAGUUCAUAAUACUUACCAUAUCAUCAUCGCGAUCUCGCUGUUGAUCGGGUCGGCGGGUGCGUCGCAGGCUGUCGAGUUCUACCGUGUAAGUCAGGAGACUUUACCCUUGGCACUACAGAACGAAGACUUGGCCGCCGUGCGGGCCCUGCUGGGCCUGGCGCUAUAUACGAUGUUCGCUACAGCUGGCCCGAGCAUUUGGCAUGUGCUGGGUGCCUCCAUGCGAUUGUCAAUCAGUAUGGGGUUGCACAAAGCUCGCUCCUACGCGACUAUGGCAGAGGAAGAAAUGUCUAAGCGGGCAUUCUGGAGUCUCUACAAUUUAGAUCGUCUCAUCGCAAGCACGCUAGGCCGACCUCUCGCCAUUGCCGACGAAGACAUCAGUGUUGGUUUGCCACGCGAGCUAAAUGAUGACGGAACAGAAGCCCCGGGUGCCAGUUCCAUGACCAUUCCAUUGCAAGUCAUACGCCUUCGCCAGAUCUUUUCGCGCAUUUAUCGUUACCUUUACAGCAGCCUUCCUCGCCUGUCGCCGCAGGAAGUUGCCAUCAUGCUGGGUCAAUUUCGCCGCGAGGUGGACGACUGGCGAUUGGCAGCUCCAGUGUAUCCAUCAGCCCUCCUUUAUUCCACCUCAUAUUACGAUUAUCUGUACUACACAACUCUACUCCUGAUGUAUCGCCCCAGCCCGCGCAAUCCCACCCCCGACGUGACGAGUAUCGUCAGCUGUGGUGAUUCCAGCAUCCAGGUGAUCCGAUCAUACUGGGACAGCUACUCCGUGGGCAAGCUUAAAUGGAUUUGGUUGACUCUGAGCCAAGUUUACUUCGCGGGUAUUACCAUCUUAUGGUGCCUGGAGCAGAACGCGCGCUCAUUGCGCGAGUCCCGCCCUGCGCCAUGGCAUCCCGAGGCGCAGAUGAUGCGUCGUGGCAUCCAGGCGGUCGUCGUAUUAUUAGAGGAAUUCGGCAAGCGGCGUCCGGGAGUUGAACGGCUAGCUGAAACAUUCCGACAUCAGAGCACGAUCAUCUUCAGUCAAAUGGCGUACCAACAGCAGCAACUGGAGCAACAGCAGCAACGACAGCAACAGCAACAACCUCAGCCACUUCUGCCACCCCAACCCCCGGUCACCCUGGCUCCACCACCUCCGCCCCCCGUACCCUUGGCGCCGGUUCUGGAUGAUGUACUACUGGUCGAUGACAGCGGGACGAUGCCGAUGACUGAUCCGCAAAUGGCAGAGCAACUGUUUUAUUCCUAUAAUUGGUUUCAAGAGGAAAUGGCGAGUUAUUAUACCCUUUAA